AUGUCACAACUGGAGAUGGCCAUGGCUAUGGUCAUUGAGGUCUUUCCCCAGUUCAAGAGCACGGAUGGCAACAAGCAGGGCCUGAGCAAGGAGGAGCUGAAGGAGCGGUUGGAGAAGGAGCUCCCGGGCUUCCUGCAGAGUGGAAGGGACAAGGAGGCUGUGGACAAACUGCUCAAGGACCUGGAUGCCAGUGAUGACGCCACGGGGGACCUCAACGAGUUCAUAGUGUUUGUGGCUGUGAUCGCAUCCACCUGUUACGUGUACUUCGAACAGAAGACACCAAUGGAUGCCCUGCACACCCAGAUUCCUGAAGGGGGGCACAGGGAGCAGGCCCCCAGCUUCCAGAAAGCUCUUGGCAGCACUUAUGUCUCUGGGCUAGAGAGCUGA
Molecule: messenger RNA, 387 nt
Organism: Phyllostomus hastatus (greater spear-nosed bat)
Lineage: Eukaryota; Metazoa; Chordata; Mammalia; Chiroptera; Phyllostomidae
Product: protein S100-P-like
Exons: 1
Coding region: 1-387 (128 amino acids)
Biological process (GO): endothelial cell migration
Cellular component (GO): extracellular exosome; cytoplasm
Source: RefSeq, a predicted model, not a curated record